Molecule: messenger RNA, 1317 nt
Organism: Macrosteles quadrilineatus (aster leafhopper)
Lineage: Eukaryota; Metazoa; Arthropoda; Insecta; Hemiptera; Cicadellidae
Product: ATP-dependent DNA helicase PIF1-like
Exons: 2
Coding region: 1-1317 (438 amino acids)
Biological process (GO): telomere maintenance; DNA repair
Molecular function (GO): ATP binding; DNA helicase activity
Source: RefSeq, a predicted model, not a curated record
AUGUUGAGAUCCAACCUGAAAGAUGUGGUGCUCUUCAUAAUAGACGAAGUGUCCAUGGUCUCCAAUCUAACAUUGAUGUACAUAAAUCUCAGAUUGUGUGAAAUAUUCAACACCUCAGACCAAAGUAACGGCUGGUUUGGUAAAAAACAUAUACUGCUCUUUGGAGACCUUUUACAACUUCCACCAGUACACGAAGACUCCCCAUUCAUUGAACUUGACAGUAGCAAACUUAGUUCUUUUGUUGGCUCUCUGUCUUGUGUUAACAUCUGGUCUGAACAGUUCUCUUAUGAUGAACUUACUACAAACAUGCGACAAGCUCAAGAUUCUAAGUUUGCUGAUGUGUUAAGCAAAGUCAGAGUAGGCAAUAUGACCGUUGAGGACAUCCGUCUAAUUGAAAGCAAGAAAAUACAUCUUAAUGGAAAAACUGCUUGUGAAAACCUUUCUCUAUUAGGAGAUUACUUGUCUGCUUUUCCCAACAAUUCUGUGUGUCUUUGUUCAACUGGUUACCAAUGCUCCAUAAUAAAUGAUGAAAUGGUCAAUAGAAUAAGUGGUCCUGUCGUUAACUUGGUUGCAAAAGACUCAGUUGACUGUCUACCUCGUCAACAAAACAAAGUUAAAAAGAUACUGUCCUCUUACAACUCUGACUGCAGCAGAACGGCUGGUAUGGAGAAAAUUAUUCCUAUUAAGGUUGGUGCUAAAGUUAUGUUGCUUAGAAACAUUGACGUCACUGUGGGGCUAGUUAACUCCGCCAUUGGAACAGUAACGGGGUUGAGGUUUAAUACAGACAAUUCUGAUGACGUAGACUCAGUGACAAUUAACUUUGAUUGUGGCAUUACCCAUCACCUACAGCGAGUAAACGUCAAGUUUCAAGUGAUGGAUAACGCAUUUGUGUAUCGAGAGCAAUUCCCGAUAUCGAUGUCCUACGCGGUUACAAUUCACAAAUGCCAGGGCCUCAGCUUAAAUAGCGUAAUAAUUGAUAUUGGGGAGUCCAUAUUUACAUGUGGCCAAUCAUAUGUUGCCUUGUCACGAGUGACUUCAUUAGAAGGGCUUCAUCUUAUUAACUUUAACCCAAGAGAUGUGAAGCCUCAGAAAUCCGCCAUUCUCGAAUACAACAGACUAAGGCAGAAGUACAGGUCUGACCUUCCACUUUACAACACAAGUUGUGACUCCUCUUCGGCUCCUUAUGUGAGAGACAGGAAGUGGUGCCAGACCAAAAAUGUCGAAAAAGUGCAGGAUGAGAGUACAAAACCGCAGACUGGCACUGGCAGCGCCGGCCGAGCUGAGCUGACUGAAAAAAAGAAGAAAAAAAAAACCUGA